Molecule: messenger RNA, 2791 nt
Organism: Cajanus cajan (pigeon pea)
Lineage: Eukaryota; Viridiplantae; Streptophyta; Magnoliopsida; Fabales; Fabaceae
Product: cation/H(+) antiporter 15
Biological process (GO): proton transmembrane transport; regulation of pH
Cellular component (GO): endomembrane system; membrane
Molecular function (GO): antiporter activity
Source: RefSeq, a predicted model, not a curated record
AAGUUGGUGGUGCAUGGGCUACUUUGUUCCUAUUAUUUCCUUCUUCUCCAUUCUCCUCUUCCUUUUCAUUCCAAUAAUAACUUCCAUGCAGAUUAAUUAUAUUAUGCUUGUUGUAAAUAAUGCUUGAUUUGUUGUAAGUGUCUCUUCCGGCUACCAAAUGGUGAACACAAUCUCGAAUACCACCUUUUCCUUAAACACAAGCAUAUGGAUUUGCGAAGACACAACUUUGUUUCAAAGUUCAAAAGGAAUAUUCUUUGGAGAAAACCCUUUAAACUUCGUAGUAUUAGUGGUCAUUCUACAAGGCUCCUUAGUUUGUUUUACAAACGCAUGGUUGGAAUUCAUUUUGAUGCCACUUGGGGAAACAACCUUUGUUUCACAAGCCAUGGCAGGGUUUCUAAUGGGACCAUCGGUACUGGGACAAUUUAAAUGCCUUAAAAAGUUUUUUUUCGCCCCAAAACCUUUCUUCGUGUGUGAGACGAUUUCUCUUUUGGGAACCAUGAUAUUCCUCUUCUCGAUGGGAGUAAAAAUUGAUAUAUCUAUGGUGAUGAGAACAGGGAGAAAGACUUGGGCCAUUGGCGUGUGUUCUUUUGUGUUGCCACUCGCAUUUAGCAUAUUUUAUGCUUUUCUUCUACGUCAAGUUUUGCCCCCAGGGACAGAUAUCUACAAGUCCCUAUUUUACAUAGCAGCUUUCUCAUCAGCUGGUUCCUUUCAAGUCGUUGCGAAUCUUUUAGAAGACUUCAAGCUCCUAAAUUCAGAGGUUGGUCGAUUAGCAAUCUCUUCAUCAAUGGUAAAUGGAGUACUCUGUGCGAUAUGGCAGAUUAUUGCAGUCUCACGACAACAAAAAAUUAUAUUUCAAGACACAUACCAGUCUUCCUCCAAAUGGAUAGCAAUUUCUCUGUGUGUUAUGGUGAUUAUCAUCCUAUGUGUUCUUCGACCUAUUAUGCUAUGGAUGAUACGCAGGACACCCAAAGGGAGGCCUAUGAAAGAGUCCUACUUAGUUUCUGUCUACGUUAUGGUGUUGGGGUGUUCCUUAUUUGGUGAGUUCAUCGGGGAGCACUACUUGAUUGGGCCUAUAAUUCUUGGCCUAGCAGUGCCAGAAGGUCCACCUCUUGGAUCAGCAUUGGUAGAAAGGCUAGAUACCUUCGUUUCAGUAGUGCUUAUGCCAUUGUUCUUCCUCACUAGUAGUGCCAAAUUUAAACUCCAUCUAGUUGAUACCUAUAGCUUUGCAAUUGUGCAGCCUGUGGCCUUUUUUGGCUUCCUUGGGAAGGUGAUAGGAACCAUGUUGCCCUCAAUAUACUGCAACAUGCCACUCACUGAUGCUCUCAUCUUAGGUCUCAUCAUGGGUGCCCAAGGCAUGACACAUAUUCUUCACUUCCAGAAUUUACAAUACCUUCAUAUUAUAGAUGAUCAAUCAUACGCUCAAAUGGUAGUAGCUUUAAUGUGGUUGACAGCAGCUUCCACACCCAUAGUGAAAUUCAUGUAUGACCCAACCAAGAGUUACUUGUCCUUAAACAGGAGGAGGACCAUUGAGCAUGCCCCUCCCCGUACUAUACUUCCUUUGAUGGCAUGCAUAUACCAUGAAGAAAACACCCCACCCUUGAUCAAUGUUCUAGAAAUGUCCAACUCCUCAACUGAGAGUCCCAUUUGCUUAUAUGUUCUGCAUCUCAUUCAGCUAACAGGAAGAUCGGCACCAGUUUUAAUCGACCAUGAAGCCAGCAAUAAGUCCGUUAAUCCAUUGAAGUCUUCUUAUUCACAGAACAUAAGAAAUGCCUUCAAAUCAUACGAGAACCAACAAAUGGGCAAUGUGAUGGUGAAAGUCCUCACAUCCAUAUCCCCUUAUGAGACAAUGCAUGAUGAGAUAUGCUUGCAAGCGGCAAAGAAACGAGCAUAUAUGUUGAUUGUGCCUUUUCAUAAGCAGUGUGGACCAACUCAAAUUUUGGAAUCAGCACAACCCAUAAGAGCAUUGAACCGCCAUUUGCUAAGAACUGCGCCUUGCUCCGUUGGGAUCCUAGUUGAGCGUGGCAACUUGAUCAGUAAUAACCCUUUAACAAGUAUGUCCUUCUACAGUGUUGGAAUUUUGUUUGUGGAAGGGGCAGAUGACCGUGAAGCCUUGGCAUAUGCAAUGCGCAUGGCUGAUCACCCCAAUGUAAAGGUCACAGUAAUUCGAUUAAUGGAGCCUCGCAGGAAGAGUAGAAAUUUGGCCAGUAGAGACCCUGAUGGUGACUUGAUUCACAAGUUUAUGGUUGACUACAUUCAUAUCAAACGCCAUGAUUAUAGAGAGGAAGCUGUGAGAGAUAGUGUGGAAAUGGUCAAUGUCAUUAGGUCGCUUGAAGGUUGCUAUGAUUUGAUUUUGGUGGGUAGACGCCACCAGAACGAGUCUUCGUUGUUUUCUGGAUUGACAGAGUGGAUCGAAUUUCCAGAACUUGGCCUUAUAGCAGACAUGUUAGUGUCUUCAGAUUCUACUUUUGAUGGGUCUGUGUUGGUGGUGCAGCAACAAAAUAAGGCAGGGAUUGGUCUUCUUGAUAUUCAUCCAGAAAAUUCCAUCGUUAAAAAGCAAGAACCCUUACCCAUUGUGGAAGUGACUGUGGCACAAAGGCGUGACCAAUAGUUUAACCGUUGAACAUAUCAGGAAGUUUUAGAUUCCAUACAUCGAGUACUUACUUUAAUUACUUACAAUUAUUUUGUAAAUACUUUGUAGGUAAAUAAACAUUGGAUAAUAAUAGAUUUGUAUAUAUACACAUGUAAUUUGUAUAAAGUAAUUCAAAUGAAGGCAUCACAAUCCUUUGUUAUU